Scheffersomyces amazonensis is the source of this 1576-nucleotide messenger RNA. RefSeq lists its product as uncharacterized. Gene Ontology annotation, biological process: transmembrane transport. The record is from RefSeq and is a predicted model, not a curated record. Bases 53 to 1459 code for a protein of 468 amino acids. Gene Ontology annotation, cellular component: membrane. The transcript has a single exon. Lineage: Eukaryota; Fungi; Ascomycota; Pichiomycetes; Serinales; Debaryomycetaceae. Gene Ontology annotation, molecular function: transmembrane transporter activity.
UACUACCCUUACGAUUUGUAAUAGUCAAAUUAUCAAGUGAUUGAAUACAUAAAUGUCGUCUACUCACCUGAUAGAGCUAACUAAUAGGAACAGAAAUGAUGUAGAACUGUUUUCAGAGAGUUCUGAUAGUCCAAUUGCAACCUUAUCCUUAUCAAAUGAGAUAGGACAAAAUGAUCUUCAAGCUGAGCAGGAGGUUGAUGACGAAGUUAACUAUCCUGACGGUGGUCUCAAGGCUUACUCAGUUAUAGUGGGAUCAUUUUUAGGUUUAAUUGUAAAUCUAGGAAUUAUAAACUCUAUUGGUGCAAUUCAGGCCUAUGUUUCAACACAUCAAUUGGCUUUAGUUAAAGCUUCUUCCAUAUCGUGGAUUUUCUCCAUCUUUUUAUCAUUAGCUUAUGCUUUAGGGUUGGUAGUUGGUCCUAUAUUUGAUAGAAAGGGUCCACUAGAACUAUUAAUUGCCUCCACUUGCUUUGUAUUUGUAGGGUUAAUGCUGUCAGCCAAUAGCACGAAGGUUUAUCAUUUUAUUUUAAGUUUUAUUUGCUUAGGGAUUGGUAAUGGAUUAGGAAUGACACCUCUUAUAGGAGUAAUCAGUCACUGGUUUUUGAAGAAAAGAGGUAAUUAUACGGGCAUUGCAACUAGCGGAGGAUCGGUCGGUGGAUUAGUGUUUCCAUUAAUGUUGAGAUAUACUUAUUCUGUAUAUGGUUAUGUAUGGGCAAUGAGAAUUUUUGCAUUUACAUGUUUAGGAUGUAUGUUAAUCUCAAUACUUUUGGUGAAAGGAAGAUUUAAGAGAGAGUCACACAACACGUCAGACGAGUUUGAUACGAAGUGGGAUAAAAUGACUAGUAGGUUAAAGAAAUUAUCUUAUUGGAAAUUGAACGAUGCAAAAUAUAUCUACCUUAUUGCUGGAGCAUUCUUUGCAGAAUUAUCAUUAGUCUUAGUGCUAACUUAUUUUGCAACGUAUGCCAUUUCUCAUGGUGUAUCAGAAUCUAACUCUUUGUUGUUAUUAACUGUUUGGAAUGCUGCAGGAAUCUUGGGCCGUUGGGUACCAGGUUACAUUUCUGACCAUAUCGGUAGAUUUAAUGUCAACAUAUUGAUGUUGACAUUCUAUUCAAUUUGUAUUCUUAUUUUGUGGUUACCUUUUGGAUCAAGCUACAAGAUUUUAUUAGUAUUUGCCACUAUGGCAGGCUUUAGUCUGGGUUCAAUCUUAAGUUUACUUCCUGCUUGUUUAUCACAAAUAACACCAGUGAGUGAAAUAGGUUCCAAAUAUGGUUUAUUGAACGCUAUUUUAAGUAUCGGAAACUUAUUUGGAGUUCCAAUUGCGAGUGCGAUCAUUGGCCAAGGAAGUACAACCAAUUAUAAUCAUUUCGUCAUAUUUGUUGGGACUUUAGCAGUUAUUGGGACAUCAUUUUGGACUUUAAGUAGAGUUUCAAUUGUAGGAACGAAGUUAAACGUCAAGGUCUAAUAGAUGCUAAGUUAAUUCAACUAACUGGAAGUUUAUCCGUUAGAGGAUAUUACUAAGUAUAUUCUAAUUUCGUAAAUUAUGAAUGUGUAAUUAUUAAUGAAAGAAACCCCCCUCCAU